AUGCUUGAAGAGCAUCGACCUAUUACUGUGGUUGUGACGUGGGCUCGGUUCAAGGAUUUAUUCUUUGAACGGUAUUUUCCAGUCACGGUUAGGAAUGUAAAGAUGAAGGAGUUUAUAAGUCUGGAGCAGGGGCAGUUGACAAUUCAACAGUACGCUGCUAGUUUUCAAGAGCUAUCCCGUUUUGCUCCAUUUAUGGUUCCGGAUGAGGUAAUGAAGGCCUGGAAAUUUCAGAGGGGCCCGAGGAAGGAGAUUCACAGGCAGACGACUAUCUGGCAGAUGCAGGACUUUGUUACUCUGGUUGACAAAGCCACUAUAGUAGAGGAGAGUCUACAGGAGGAUGUCAGGGUUCAAAACUCGAAGAAGAGACCUGCGCCUUCCAAUUCUUAUGGAGGAGCAAAGCAGGGCAACUGGAAGAAGAAGAAUAGUGGUGGUGCUUCUCAGAGUACCACGUCCACUUCUGUUUGUUUUACAUGUGGGAAACCUCAUGCAGGGCAGUGUUGGAGGGCUAUGAAGGCUUGUUUACGAUGUGGCAAGAUGGGGCAUUAG
Messenger RNA from Malania oleifera, 546 nucleotides. RefSeq lists its product as uncharacterized. The transcript has a single exon. NCBI's taxonomy places the organism in Eukaryota, Viridiplantae, Streptophyta, Magnoliopsida, Santalales, Ximeniaceae. The coding region runs from base 1 to 546 and encodes 181 amino acids. The record is from RefSeq and is a predicted model, not a curated record.